GCAUAGGUAGAUUUUAAAGUGGUUUGCAGUUGCAGACAAAGUGAUGGCUUCAUAAAUGCAUUAUAAGGCUUCUCCACUCUUCUCCUCUCCUACUUCUCUGGGCUAUUAAAGAUUCUGUCACUGAUCAAUCCAACCUCUACUCCAAGCCUCAGCUGAGAAGGAGUUUCAUUGGACAUGGGCCACAAAUAUUUUGUCAUAUGGUUCUGCCUGUGGGCAGUGAGCUUGUCUCUCCUCCCGGAUCGGUCUAAUGCCUUGGUUAGAAUUGCGCUGAAGAAGCGGAAGUUGGACGUUCGUGAUCUCGAUAAUGCCCGGAUUGCGAGGAAGCUGAGGUAUGGCCAUGAGGGAUCGGCUCACCGGUUUGGCAGCGGAGAAGAGGACAUAGUGCCCCUCAAUAACUACCUGGACGCGCAGUACUAUGGAGAGAUCGGUAUCGGGACUCCUCCCCAGACCUUCACCGUCAUAUUCGACACCGGGAGUUCGAAUCUUUGGGUCCCCUCUUCAAAGUGUUACCUCUCGCUCGCUUGCUAUUUCCAUUCCAAAUACAAGGCAAGCCAAUCGAGUACAUAUACCAAAAUCGGGACAACUGUUGAGAUAACCUAUGGGUCAGGAUCAAUAUCGGGUUUUCUCAGCAAAGACAAUGUCGAAGUUGGAGAUCUUACUGUCCAACAUCAGGUAUUCAUCGAGGCUACGCAAGAGUCAAGCCUUACGUUCGUACUGGCACGGUUUGACGGUAUUCUCGGGCUGGGGUUUCAGGAAAUAGCCGUUGCAAAUGUUACACCUGUGUGGUACAAUAUGGUGCAGCAAGAUCUUGUCAAAGACGAGGUUUUCUCCUUCUGGUUGAGUUCCGAUCCAAACGCAAAGGAGGGCGGCGAGAUCGUUUUCGGCGGAGUUGAUCCGAAACAUUAUAUAGGCAAGCAUGUUUACGUUCCGGUUACUAAAAAGGGCUAUUGGCAGUUCGAAAUGGGCGAUAUUCUAAUCGGGGGCCAGUCGACAGGUGUAUGUGAGAAUGGUUGCGCGGCUAUUGUGGACUCGGGAACGUCCCUCCUCGCAGGCCCGACAGCCAUCGUGGCGGAAAUUAAUAAUGCUAUCGGGGCCAAAGGAAUUAUAAGUACCGAGUGCAAGCAAGUCGUGUCCCAGUACGGGGACAUAAUAUGGGAUCUCCUCAUUGCAGGGGUGCAACCCGACAAAGUGUGUUCACAGAUCGGUUUAUGCCUCUUCAAUGGCACUCAGCUCGUGAGAAACGGGAUUGAAAUGGUUGUUGAGAAGGAAAGCAGGAAUGAAACAAGAGCUGGAGAUCUUCUGUGCACUGCCUGUGAGAUGACCGCAAUUUGGAUAAAAAAUCAGCUCAAACAAAAGGAAACCAAGGACCGAGUACUCAAUUAUGUGUCUCAGCUCUGUGAGAGCCUUCCGAACCCGACUGGAGAAACGUUGAUUGACUGCAACAAAAUCUCAGACAUGCCGAACAUAACCUUCACCAUUGGGAGCACACCUUUCAACCUCACUCCAGAGCAGUAUAUUCUCAAAACAGGCGACGGCCUUGCUACUGUCUGCAUAAGCGGGUUCAUGGGUUUCGAUUUACCUCUCUGGAUUCUUGGUGAUGUGUUCAUGAGGGUGUAUCAUACCGUCUUCGACUACGGCAAUCUUGAACUCGGCUUUGCUGAAGCUGUUUGAGAACUCCAUGCUCUUUCUGGAUGACGGGAAACCACAUUCUCCAUCUCAAAAAGAUGAUUUCGGAGAAAUAUUGUAGUUCGUGUAUCUCAAACAGAUUAUUUUAGAGAAAUAUCGUCCUUCGUGCAUUGUAGUAGGGCAAGAGUUGUACAAUUGCUGUAACAAGAAUUGUAUCCUGAGAUUCAUAUGCGUGUUAUCAUUUUCAAGUCGUAUAUACGUAUGCUGAGUUAUUUGAAUAGCACCA
Punica granatum (pomegranate) is the source of this 1912-nucleotide messenger RNA. Lineage: Eukaryota; Viridiplantae; Streptophyta; Magnoliopsida; Myrtales; Lythraceae. The record is from RefSeq and is a predicted model, not a curated record.